This is a messenger RNA of Nematolebias whitei (Rio pearlfish), 939 nucleotides long. Its product is annotated as P2Y purinoceptor 1. The record is from RefSeq and is a predicted model, not a curated record. The transcript has a single exon. Bases 1 to 939 code for a protein of 312 amino acids. Gene Ontology annotation, biological process: G protein-coupled receptor signaling pathway. Lineage: Eukaryota; Metazoa; Chordata; Actinopteri; Cyprinodontiformes; Rivulidae. Gene Ontology annotation, cellular component: membrane. Gene Ontology annotation, molecular function: neuropeptide receptor activity.
AUGAAUAUAACCAACUGUGUUCUUCCCAACAAGCAAUUAUUUCAGCAUCGCAUCCUGCCUGCACUUUACAUCUUGGUGUUCAUCGUUGGACUGGUAGCUAAUGGAUGGGGACUGAAGUCUUUGCUGCACAACUGGAAGAAACUGGGGGAUGUCAAUGUCUUCAUUCUCAACCUUGGACUUGCCGACAUUUUGUAUCUGCUGACACUUCCUUUUCUGGUGGUGUACUACUUAAAAGGAAAUGUGUGGAUCUUUGGAGGUGUUUUCUGCAAGGUAACAAGAUUCUGCUUCAACCUGAAUUUGUACUGCAGCAUCGGCUUCCUCACUUGUAUAAGUGUGUACAGAUACCUGGCCAUUGUCCAUCCAAUGAGAGUGAUGGGAAGGAUAACUGUGUCUCACUCUGUGAUCAUCUCAGCCAUGGUUUGGAUCCUGGCGAGUGUUCAAAGUCUUCCAGACAUGUUUUUCCCCAAAACUUCUGGAAAGAAGAGUAAAUGUUUUGACAGCACCUCUCAAGAAUAUAUUGAAGAAUACCUGAAGUACAGUCUUGGAUGGACUCUGACUGGAUUUUGCAUACCAUUCCUCAUCACACUGGGCUGCUAUGGACACAUGAUUUGUGUUCUCCGUCGCAAACGUACAGUUGACAAGAUCCUAAAGCAAAGAAGCUUGAGGUUGUUGUUCAUUUUGAUUCUUCUCUUCUCAGUUUGUUAUACACCCCACUAUGUGUUAAAGAAUGUCAGCCUUUAUUCAAGAGUUUUGAUCAAGCAGAAAAUAUGCAGUUAUUGGGAUUCUAGGGUGUUCAGUGCUCAUCAGAUCGGUCGUGGUCUUGUUUGUCUGAACAGUGCUCUGAAUCCUCUGGUUUACCUCCAUGUAAAUGAGCACAUUACUGCUCAGCUCAGGCAGCUGCUCCAGAGAGUUCGAUCAACCUUCCAUCAGCUGUUUUGA